This is a messenger RNA of Neogale vison (American mink), 969 nucleotides long. Its product is annotated as leucine carboxyl methyltransferase 1-like. Bases 349 to 753 code for a protein of 134 amino acids. NCBI's taxonomy places the organism in Eukaryota, Metazoa, Chordata, Mammalia, Carnivora, Mustelidae. Gene Ontology annotation, biological process: C-terminal protein methylation. Gene Ontology annotation, cellular component: cytosol. Gene Ontology annotation, molecular function: protein C-terminal leucine carboxyl O-methyltransferase activity. The record is from RefSeq and is a predicted model, not a curated record. The transcript is spliced from 3 exons.
GAGGGGUGGAACGGUGAGGGGCUGUGUACGUGAGCACCAAGACAGAUGGCUGAGUCUGCUGAAGUUUGUAAUGGUGCAUGAAAUGUGCCUCUGAUGACCUUUGGAGGUAGCUGAUUGUCCUCGUUGACCUGCUUCCUGAGAACUGGGCCAGAACCUAUUGACCUCCCCUCACUUGCCUCGUUUCUUCCCUCUUAUGUCUGCAGUAAGCCUCAGCUACUGGCACGAUCCUUCCAUCCAGCAUUGUAUAAGACUGUCUAAGGAGAAGAAGGCCUCCAGAAUUAACAGAGGAUAUUUUGCUCGAGUCUAUGGCGUCAGUCAGCUGAUAAGGGCAUUUCUGCAGAAGACAGAAUGUCAUUGUCAAAUUCUAAAUCUUGGGACUGGGAUGGAGACCACCUUCUGGAGAUUAAAGGACUUUUUGUCCAGUUUCUAGAAGCGGAAUCUCAUUCAGCUUUUCCAUCACCAAACUCCUCUGCUCAUGACGUGAAACCCCCAGAUUCAGGAGGAAGGGGAAAACUGCCUAAGAAACAAGGCCCACCACGACUGAAUGCUACCCUGGUAUCCACACCCGGAAAAAAAGAUGUCAAGCCCCGAACCACAGCUGUGUCUCUUAUUAACCCACCUGGACCGGAAAUGGAUGGGUCGGAGCACCUUCUUCUAAAUGUUAUCUCUGAUUCUUUACCCAGAUACACGCCCUAUAUACUGUCACCUGCCAAGAAGAUUGGAAUGGCGGCCAAAGACCUCUCAAAGAAAUAGGUGAUCCAGAGACGAGACCACUUAAUGAGACCUUUUGAGUUUUAGCGGGUUCAGAUAGAGAGAAAAGGUGAAUGUUUUAUUUACAAAUAAAUAUUUUUACAUUGCUGUAAGUCAUGGACCUCUUAAGAAAAAAGUUUCCUUAGUUUGGAAGACCAAACCUUAGAGUACCAGCAAUGGUUAAAAGGACAGCUCCAACAGAGGAGCAGAAGCCAUGUA